Messenger RNA from Sander lucioperca (pikeperch), 2016 nucleotides. RefSeq names its product coiled-coil domain-containing protein 106-like. The transcript is spliced from 7 exons. Gene Ontology annotation, cellular component: nucleoplasm. The coding region runs from base 355 to 1377 and encodes 340 amino acids. Lineage: Eukaryota; Metazoa; Chordata; Actinopteri; Perciformes; Percidae. The record is from RefSeq and is a predicted model, not a curated record.
UUUCAUCCCUCCGACCUUGUCAUGAACAACAGCUACACACACUUCCGUCUGGGGGGGGAGUCAGAAAACAAGUUAAAAGUCGUUUUGGGCAGAACAUAAAAGUUUUUUUUCUAGAGCGAAGGAACACCAUCGUUGUGCGCAUGUGCAUACCAGAGCGUGGUACACCUGUUGAAGCCACUUAUAAUCAGGUAAUUGCAGCUCGCGCGGCCGUAGAGCAGCAGCUGCGGGUCGUUUUCAGGCUGUAUUACAGAAGUAUAACUGCACACAGACCUGCUGAAGACUAAUAAUAACAAGUGUAUCACAUUAUUUGAGUUAUUACUCAUCAGUAGCGCUCACCUGACGGAGCUUUCAGUCAUGAAUCCUCAAACCAACAGAGACGAUACACACCCGCCAGGGCACUACAUGCCCCAGUCCACAUCAGGAGGAGGAGGAGGUUUGUACCUGGAUGCCUACGAAGUCUCUUUCCCUCUGGAUGAAAGUAAUGAGAGGCCUCCUGUAUAUCAGCAUAUUGACGAGCCCGUGGUGCAGGAGCCUCCUCACUCCCAGUACAGCCCUUUCAUCCUGGUGUCGAACCUGCGAGCGCACCUGUACGUCACUCUGGAGAAGAACGCCUGGCUGCAGAAGCGCAUCGAGGAGCUGGAGGAGGAACGCAACUUCCUGCGCUGUCAGCUGGACCGCUUCAUCGUGAGCAUGAGGGGCCCGGAGGUGACAGAGUGGUGUGGAGACUCCCAGCGUGGUGUGAAGGUCCAGCCUGCCAGCUCUCCCUCUCCUCCCUCCCCCAUGACGACCAGGUCUGGGAUGACCCUCAAACGCCUGCAGGGACCAGGACCUCGGACCCGUCGCAGCACUGCCGUCCCUGUGAAGCAGGAGUUUCACCUGGAGGAGGAUAAAUACUACACCGAGGACGAGUACGUGGAGGAAGAGGAGGAGGAGGAGGAAGACGACGAUUCGUCUGUGGAGCAGGGCUCAAAGAAGAAGGGCCGAGGGCGAGACAGCGGAGAGCCGAGGAUGAAGAUGAGGAGGAUCUUCAGGAUCACCCACGGGAGGGAGAGACAGAGAGUUAAAGACCCAGAGGGGGUUUUGAUUCGUUAUAAGAAGAUCCUGACGACCUACCAGCGGGUGAGGAGCAUGUCCCGAGCCUUCCAGAUUCACGGAGUGGACAGAAACACCAUGGCCUCCACCUCCCCCAUCGCAGAGCUGCUGCUGGUGGCUGAAGAGAAGAUGGUGGAGGUCGGGGAGUUUGAGGCGUCGAAGGAGAAGCUUCUGGAUUACGCCCGACGGUGCUACAAGACCAUGGACGAGGCGACGCACGCCAAGGUCCAGAGCAUGAAGAAGACUCACAAGCUGCUGCCGAUCUCCUACAGGUUCAGAAACUGACCAACAGGAAGGACGAGGAAGGGUACAGGCUGGAAGAGACAGCAGGUUUAUAUUUAUUUUUGUUUUGCACUUUCUGCACCUUACAGUAAGAAGAGGAAAUUUGGGGAUGUGAAGAUUAGGCGCCACAUUACAGGAUCCAUUUAGUUUGACAACAGUUUCUACCAAAAUGCAGAUUCAUUUAUAUUUGUGAUUUUUAGUUGUUGUGCAGCUGUUAUGGUGGGCAGGAUUUAUUGUUUCUGUAUUUCAGUUGUAUUGAAGAUUGUGAUUUUCAUUGGAGGUUGAAGUUACAUGAAGUUACUUUUUGCUUUACCUCAGGAAUUAACUGAAGUUAUACAUUAGUUAGAAGACACAGUCUAUUGUGAAUUAUAGGCCUUGAAAACAUUUCAAAGUGUACCGACUGAUUUUUGAAUGACUGCAAACAUUUCAUAGAGCAAGUAUCAAUGCAAAUGUGUCAAAGAUUGUUGAAAAGUUUGCUCUAUUUAAGGACCCCAGAUGAUUGUUUACUAAAAUGACUGGCCUUCACUAUUUGUUUUGUAUAAAAAAUAGAGAAAUAUUUAUUUGCUUUAUUUAUUUUUGACGCAGCAUUUUGAAGUGUAUAAACAAUUAUUUUUUUCUAAAAUAUGUACAUUUAAUCUGUAU